Truncatella angustata is the source of this 1193-nucleotide messenger RNA. Its product is annotated as integral membrane protein DUF106-domain-containing protein. The record is from RefSeq and is a predicted model, not a curated record. Gene Ontology annotation, cellular component: EMC complex; membrane. The transcript is spliced from 3 exons. Bases 107 to 892 code for a protein of 261 amino acids. Gene Ontology annotation, biological process: protein folding in endoplasmic reticulum. Lineage: Eukaryota; Fungi; Ascomycota; Sordariomycetes; Amphisphaeriales; Sporocadaceae.
CGUCACACAUCCGCAAAGGCACUCACGCUCCUGCGCAGUCAACAACACACCGGCCACUUGCACAAUUAGGACCACAAGUGCUCCUCAGCUGGUAAUAGUAGUCAAGAUGGCACAGCUACCACCGCAAACGAUCCAGAGGGAUCCCCAGCUAUUCUACUGGAUCCUCUUUCCCAUCACCGUCGUCAUGAUCUUGACUGGUGUGCUGCGACACUAUGCCACUAUCCUCAUGGCCACAGCCCCCAAGAAGGUCGAGCAGCCCGCUCUGAAGGAACAGCGCUCUCUCAUGCACGGCAUCGCCGUCCGCUCCAACUUCCACGUCCUGACCGCCCCCUCCUUCAAGGCCCGCCGUGAAGCUUUGACAACCGCGUACGAGUCCGGAGCCUAUCUCAAAGACCCCGAGCGCCGCGGACAGCCGCCUGCUAACCCCAUGACGGACCCCGGCGCCAUGGACGGCAUGAUGGGCAUGAUGAAGAACAACAUGGCUAUGAUGAUCCCCAACACCCUGAUCAUGAGCUGGAUCAACGCAUUCUUCUCGGGCUUUGUCAUCCUCAAGCUGCCCUUCCCCAUCACCAUCAAGUUCAAGAGCAUGCUGCAGGCUGGAGUUGGAACCAAGGAGAUGGAUCCUCGAUGGAUGUCAAGUAUUAGUUGGUACUUUUUGUGUUAUUUCGGAUUGCAGUUUGUCUUCAACCUGCUGUUGGGCAAUGAGGCUGCCGCCAGCCAGAUGGCUCAACAAAUGCAAGGCAUGGGCACUCAAGCCCCCAACAUGUUUGGUCCUGGACAAGAUCCCGACAAGCAGUUCCAGCAGGAGGCGGAAAACCUCGCGGUCGUCGACCAUUACUCGGUUCUAGAUGGGGUUGAGGAAAGAUUGCUCCAGGGUAUCAAGUCUAAAUAGAAUGCAAGCGUAGCACCGUCAAUGCCCAUCCCUAUGAUGCAAGCAACAUUACCAGAAACGCCGACCCAAAUGCAUUGCGGUUUUCCCACCAGUGUCGAAACUCCUCACUCCCACCACAAGCAGACACCGAGGCCUUCCUUCAUCAUGCUGCCCCGAAUGCUGUAUGGCGAGAUCUUCUUGGCCUUUUCAACUGCCUCUUCGGACGUGCUUUCGGGGAUUUGGUCAUGCCAUUCCUCGUCAAUCACCUGUAGCCUGACCAUCUCGUUCUUGUCGUAGUACAUGCGGUUUUCUUCAACGACCC